Messenger RNA from Medioppia subpectinata, 1007 nucleotides. The record is from the annotation of a GenBank genome assembly. NCBI's taxonomy places the organism in Eukaryota, Metazoa, Arthropoda, Arachnida, Sarcoptiformes, Oppiidae.
UGAAAAAGCAUUUUCUCAUUAUUUCUGGCAUUCAUUUCAAUACUAAACCAAUCGAUCGCUUAUUAGAAGUGCUGUUUGUGUUGUGUUUUUGGUCUAUAAGUACCGAUUAUUAUCGCAAUUAUUGUAAUAACAAAAGUAAUUAUCGCUUGAAUUUACAUGUGAAGAGUCGGCAGACAUCACAACCAGACCAACAGCACAGGGCGUCAGUCAGUGAGUGAUCAGUGGGUGAGAGGGAGAGAGAGAGAGAGUGGUGUCGACAGUGAGUGAUUGUGUUGUGGAUCUGAUCGGGUGAUGUCCAGCAGCUCUGCCACACCAUAUCUGAUGGACGAUAGCGGCAAAUACAUCGCUUCCAGUCAACGACCGGACGGCAGUUGGAGGAAACAGAGGCGCGUGAAGGAGGGGUAUGUGCCUCAAGAGGAGGUCCCCAUCUAUAUGUCGAAAGGCAAACAAUGGCAACAGGAGAGAGAGUCCGCUCCCAUUCCCGGUCUCGUCCCGACCGCCAAACCCCAGGCAAAGACGCCUCUCAGACCACCGCCCGGACUGUUGGUGAGUCCGCCCAUCUCUAGCGCCCGUUUGGCCACUGGUCUGACAGUGGAUACCGAGUGGACGACUGUCGGCGGCAAUCGUAAGAAGAAUAAGUCAAAAGCCAAAGCGGGAACCGAAGCCAAAGAGCUGACCAAAGCGUUGAAAGCCAUGUCAGUGGCCUAUUCUGAUGGCCCGAUAGCAGGUCCCAAAAGUGAUAAAUCGGACGACAACGUUGUCCGCAACGAAUUCGGUCAGCCGUUGGCCACCGAACCCAUCAAACGGUUACGCAAUCUGAAGAAGAAGUUGAAGGAAAUCGAGGCGUUGAAGGCGAAGGACAAGUCCAGCCUCGAGAGGGAACAGUUGGAUAAGAUCUCCAGAGAAGACGAGAUCGUGAAACAGAUCCUAGAAUUGCAACGAUAUUUAGACAAUUAGAUUGACAUUUGAUAACCAAUUAUACACACAAUUCAGACCACAUGUGAAGU